GGUGUAGAACCAGUGUAGCGUAGUUAAUUAUGCAGGGGUUACCGAACCGGACCCUCUGUUCGGUUCGGUUCGGAACGGUCUCAAGCAUAGACCGAACCGAACCCUCUGACCGUUCCGUCUCCGCAGCAGCUUUGUUAUUUCCGGCGGCACCUAAAGGCAUCAUCACAGGGACUCUGGUGCCGAACUGGGUCCAGUUGAAGUGAGUCCUGUGCCAGUUCCGGAUGGUUCUGCGACCAAGUGCAGACUCAGCGGCUGAAGGAGGUUCGGUUCGGUCGGAAGACCAAAAGGUUCUGGUCGGCCCGGUGACUCUGAGUGCCGCCCGGAUCCAGGACGGCCAUGUUGGACAACGUCCCGGUAGUGUCGUCUGCGGAGCGCCAGCAGGUUCUGGCUGCUCUGGACCGGCUCCAGAACCGGCUGGUCCAGAGGGAGGAGUGGAGCCUGAGCGCCACCCUGGGCAGCCUGAAGGUGGCGCUGCAGAGCCCGCUGUUCGGCCGUGUCCUGACAUUGCAGCACUCCGUCCGCCAGCUGCAGCAGCAGCUCCACAGCUUGCCUCCAGACGCUCGCAGUGACUUCAGUUUCUCCAGUCGCGGUCAGCUGAUUAUGAGCGCCGCCCCCUCCUCCGUCCUGACCAAUGGCUCGGCGCCUCUCUCCCUUCAGGCUCCGCCCCUGACAGAGCGCCUGCAGCAGUGGAUCCAGGAAGUGGCGAAGGGCCGCCGGAUCGAGCCCGUCGUUCUGACCCGGCCCGCUUCAGGGGGCCUGGGGUUCAGCGUGGUCGGGCUGAACCCGGCAGGAGGCGCCGGCCACGGCGUGUUUGUCAAACACAUCCAGCCGGGAGGAAUCGCCGACCGGGAUGGGCGUCUUCAGGAGCAGGACCAGAUCCUGGUGAUCAACGGCAGUCCUCUGGAACCGGGCCGGAACCACCAGGCGGUCCUGACCUUGCUGCAGCAACCGGGCGAGACCGUGGAGCUGGUGGUGGCCCGGGACCGGGCCGCACCAGGAGGCCCGGCUGAAGGACUGGUCGGCACGGACCUCUGGGGUCACGUGGAGGAGAUCGAGCUCUCCAACGACGGAUCCGGUUUGGGCUUUGGGAUCGUUGGCGGGAAGACGAGCGGAGUGGUCGUCCGAACGCUGAUCCCGGACGGCGUCGCCGACAGGGAUGGGCGCCUUCGCACAGGUGACCACAUCCUCCGCAUCGGGUCGACGCCCACCGGCGGCCUCACCAGCGACCAGGUUGUCAAGGUUCUGCAAGCCUGCGGCGGUCAUGUGACCAUGCUGAUCGCCAGGGACCCUCAAGGACAGGCGCCGGCCGCGCCCGCCGCGCCUCCUAACUCCGCCCCUUUCGUUAAUGUGCCUCCUCCACUUCCUGACUCCGCCCCCGUUGCAUCCUUACCUCCAGGUUCACCUGUGGCCCCGCCGCCGCCGCCGCCCAGCAAGAUGCCCAACCUGGAGGGAUACGAGAUCCAUGAAGUUCCCCUCACCAAGAAGGACGGCCAGAGCCUCGGCAUCUCCAUCGUCGGCUUCAAUCCAAUGACCAGCCAAGAUGCGGUGGGUGUGUUUGUGAAACACGUGGUUCCUGGCAGCGCCGCGGACCAGAGCGGAAACAUCCGGGUCCAUGAUCGCCUCCUCGCUCUGAACGACGUCAGUCUCCAAGGGAUGACCAACCAGAAGGUUCUGGAGGUGAUGAAGCAGACGGGUCAGACUGUGGUUCUGACUCUGGUCCGGAAGAAAGCCCAAGGCCCGGAAAGGUCCCUGGAUAAAGUGGAGCGGGCGUCGACCAGGGGGUCUCAGAGGAAGAACCUGGAGGUCAAAGGUUAUUCGUCAGCAUCUGGAUCCAUCAUGAUGAUGAAACAGGAAGUGACACAUCCCAACGUUGCCCGACUGAACAGAGCAUCUGACGCAGAACUGCGGGCGAAGUGGAAGGCGGCUCUGGGACCUCAGUACCUCGUCCUGGUGGUGAACCUGGAUCCCGUGAUCCAAGACGACGCAGAGCUGCAGAAAUCCUCCAAGCUGCUGCCCAUCCACAUCCUGCGUCUGGGCGUGGAGCUGGACUCCUUCGACGGCCACCACUACGUCUCCUCCGUGGCCCCUGGGGGCCCCGUGGACAGACACGGCGUGCUGAGGCCUGAGGAUGAGCUGCUGGAGGUCAACGGCGUCCAGCUGUACGGGAAGUCCCGGCGGGAAGCCGUGUCCUUCCUCAAAGAGGUUCCCCCGCCCUUCACGCUGGUUUGCUGCCGACUCCUGAUCCCAGACCCGGAACCGGAACCAGAACCGUCCGUUCCACCAGAACCAGCAGCAGAACAUCGGAGCAUCGAAGAGAUGGAAAUGAAGCUGUCGUCGAUGCUCCGCAGAGAGGAAGAGGAGGAAGAGGAGGAGCAGCAGGUCUCUCCUGUGGAGGAGCUGACGAGGAGCGAGGACUCCAGCCUGGAGGAAGAGGAGGAGGAUGAAGGCGAGCUGGCGCUGUGGAGUCCAGAGGUCGGCCUGGUGGAGCUGCAGAAGGAGCCGGACCGAGGCCUGGGCUUCAGCCUGCUGGACUACCAGGACCCGUUGGAUCCUGGUCGCUGUGUGAUGGUGAUCCGCUCUCUGGUUCCUGGUGGGUCCGCGGAGCGUCAUGGAGGUCUGCUUCCUGGAGACCAGCUGGUAUCGGUUAAUCACACCCAGUUGGACCUUCUCACCCUGACCGAGGCAGUGGAGGUGCUGAAGUCGGUACCGCCUGGUACCGUCCGCCUGGGAGUGCGCAAACCCCUGGUGGAAGCAGCCGAUCCCGGCAGAGAGAACCUGAUCCAGGAUUCUCCUGGAGGCAGCCCGCUUCCAGAGGGUCCCAGUGAAAAGUCGGAGCUUCCAGAUUAUUCCUGCCAGGAGGAACCGGAACUGAUCCUGGACGGAGGUCUGCCUCGCUACGCCUCCUCUCUGACCUCUGACCUCCUGCCAGCGGAAGAGGGCCUGGAGAUGGCUGUGGAUGAAGAGGAGGAUGAAGAGGAGGAUGAAGAGGAGAAGAGCCCGCUGCCCAGGAAGCCUGCUUCAUCCUGGGAGGACUGGACGUUGUGGUCCGCUGGCCAAGCAGGAAGUCCACAGGAGCUCCAGGUGAGGAGAGACUCUCAGGAUGACGAGGAGCUGCAGAAGUCUGACGUGGAGAGCAUCUCAUCUGUUGGGAAACUGAUCCUGGGUCUGUCCAACUCCAGGGAAGGCGAGGCCGAGUCUGAUCUCACUCUGACCGACACCGACACCGAGUCCGUCAGGAUGGUCGCCGCCGGCAGCAGGAAGAGGCGGAGCCAAGGCCGCAGGAACCUGCCAGAGAGGGAGGACGGGGAGGGGCAGGAGACACCUGCCUUCAGCCACUGGGGGGCGCCGCGCAGGGUGGAGGUGUGGCCGGAGGACGGCCAGUCCCUGGGCCUCAGCAUCGUGGGCGGCCGCCACGUCAUCAAGCGUCUGAAGAACGGCGAGGAGCUGAAGGGAAUCUUCAUCAAGCAGGUUCUGGCUGGCAGUCCGGCCGACCGGACCCGCUGCCUGAAGACCGGAGACAAGAUCCUGGAGGUGUCCGGUGUGGACCUGCGGGCGGCGAGUCAUGAGGAGGCGGUGAGCGUCAUCAAGUCUGCUCCGAGUCCGGUCGUCUUCAUCGUCCAGAGCCUGUCGGCGACGCCGCGGCCGGUGUCGCUAACGGCUUCCAGCUACAGCAAACACAAAGCCAAGCGGACCGAUCCUCUGGUGCCUGAGGUAGCCCUGCCCCCCCUCAGAGAGCCCCCACCCUACAGGCCUCCCAGCCAAUCAGAGCAGGAGCUGACAGUUCACCUGCAGAAGGUCAAAGAGCGCUGUUGUGAGCGUUAUGGCGACCUGCAGGGGGAGCUGCUGUGUGUGGACCUGGAGAAGGACCGGCAGGGUUUGGGUCUCAGCCUGGCGGGAAACCGGGACCGGUCCCGGCUCAGUAUCUUCGUGGUGGGCCUCCAUCCCGGCGGGCCGGCCUCCAGAGACGGACGGAUCCGAGUGGGAGACGAACUGCUGGAGAUCAACAACCAGAUCCUGUAUGGGCGGAGCCACCAGAACGCGUCGGCCAUCAUUAAGACCGCCGCCGCCAAGGUGAAGCUCAUCCUGCUCAGAAACGACGACGCUCUAAACCAGAUGGCUGUUUCUCCUUUAACGGCCCCUCCUGUUGCCCCUCCUGUUGCCCCUCCUGUUGCCCCGCCCACCCUCCUCCGGGCCAGCCUGGAGGUCGGAAGCUCCGCCCCCCCUGAGCGGCUCCGCCUCUCGCCGGACCCGCCGGUGAGAUCCGACCCAUGUUCUGCCGAACAGGGCCAGAACCCGACCGACGGGUUUGCUCGGAGCGACGACGCCACCCCAGAGGCGGAGACGCAGAGGACGGUCCGGAGAAACUCCGCCUCUUUCGGCCACUCCCAGAGGCUCAGCGACGCCACAGAUAGUGAUCCGCAGGCUGCCAGGGCGCCGCCGGUGCUCCAGUCCAGCAGCUCCAGCCGACAGACGGCAGCUUCUCCUCCUCUGGUUGGCGCCGAGGUCCAGUGCGCUAGCCGAGGUACCGCCCACGGUUCUGGGCGACCCACGUCGGACCCUUUCCGCUGCGCCGUGGUUCCGGGUCAGGAAACGGUUCUGGAGAUCUGCAAGGGUCGGUCCGGACUCGGGCUCAGCAUCGUGGGAGGAACAGACACCCAGCUGAACGCCAUUGUGAUCCACGAGGUGUACGAGGAAGGAGCGGCGGCCCGGGACGGACGGCUCUGGGCCGGAGACCAGAUCCUGGAGGUGAACGGCGUGGAUCUGCGCGGGGCGUCCCAUGAGGAGGCCAUCGCCGCCCUGCGGCAGACGCCAGCGAAGGUCCGGCUGACGGUUCUGAGGGAUGAGGCCCGGUUCCGGGAGGAGGAGAACCUGGACCGGUUCCGGGUGGAUCUGCAGAAGAAGAGCGGCAGAGGACUGGGCUUCAGCAUCGUCGGCAAGAGGAGCGGCAGUGGCGUGUUCAUCUCGGAGGUGGUCAGAGGGGGCGCCGCUGAGCUGGAUGGACGGCUGAUGCAGGGAGACCAGAUCCUGUCGGUGGACGGAGAGGACACGAGACGAGAGACCCAGGAGGGCGUGGCCGCCAUGCUGAAGUGCGCCCGUGGACCCGUCCAGCUGGAGCUCGGCCGCCUCAAAGCCGCUUCCUGGAUGUGCUCCAGACUGGCCACCGGGGGGAGACAGGUGAGCAACAUCAGCAGCUCAGGUGUUGAGGCCUCACCUGACUCCCUGGUGACCAUUGAGCCAAUCAGCGCCAAGACCGGCUGUGACAUCACUUCCUGCUCCGAGAGCAGCUCAGGCGUCCGGACGGUGCAGAUCACCAGGGGCAGCGGCGACUCCCUGGGGGUGAGCGUGGCGGGGGGGCAGGGCAGCCCGCUGGGGGACGUCCCCGUCUUCAUCGCCAUGAUCCGGGCCAACGGCGUCGCCGCCAAGACGCACCAGCUGAAGGUGGGGGACCGGAUCGUCAGCGUGGGGGGACAGCCGGUGGACGGCCUGUCCCACAGCGAGGUGGUGGCCAUGCUGAAGAACAGCUACGGGAACAUCAGCCUGCAGGUGAGCCUCGGAUCAGAACCGGUACCACAAAGUACAACCCAGGUUGUGGUCUACUGCUCAGGUCCAACUGGGUGGUUCCAGGUCCAGACAAAGUCUUGGUUCUGGACUCAGGGUUUCAGGUCCGAUCAGUCGAUUCUGAUCGGACCUGCCGCCUGCUUGUUGGACCAACAUCACGCUCAUCGACCUCAACUCUGCCGCCGCAACUGCAGCCUGACGGCCGACAGCGACACACACACACCUGCUGAGACAGAGGGUCCUCGGUCCCGCAGCAUCACUCUGGAGAAAGGCUGUGAGGGUUUGGGCUUCAGCAUCGUCGGCGGCUUCGGCAGUCCGCAUGGAGACCUCCCCAUCUACGUCAAGACCGUCUUCAGUAAGGGCGCGGCGGCGGUGGACGGGCGUUUGAAGCGCGGCGAUCAGAUUCUGUCGGUGAACGGUGAGAGUCUGCAGGCGGUGACCCAUGAGCAAGCGGUGACCAUCCUGAAGAAGCAGACGGGGACGGUCACUCUGGACGUCCUGUCCUGACCCGGACGUCUCCGCCGCCGUGUCUCCGCUUCCUGCUCCGCCCUCAGGCGCCUCGCCGGCUGCUGCAUGCGCUCCUUCCUUUGCAGCUUCUCAGUGGAUCAACUUCCUGUCUGGUUCUGGAACCGGAGCGGCGCCUGGACCGGCCCACAGCGAACCGGGCUCAGCGGUCUGCCACCCGGUGGUCAGAGUGGGGACCGCAGCCUGUCCUCCUGCAGGUUCGCUUCGUUUCCACGGGAACGCUCGGAUCUGACCGACUGUGUCUCCAUGGCGACGCCUGUCAUUCCUCGGGUCGAGCCUGAGGUUCUGGUUCUGGUUCUGGUUCUGUCCGGAUCAUUCCCGGCAUGUUUCAGACUUCCCCAGUGUUCCCAGUGUUCCCAGUAUCGAUGCAUGCAGCAGCACCACAGCUCAGCACGGAGCCGUCUGAUUGGUCAGCAACUAUGAUGUCACACCAGGUCGCAGAAAAGCCGAGACGAGGUUCUGUCGGGUCCCGGUUCUGGUUCUCUGGGUCGGUGUGGCUUCCUGCCAUCAGGCGACCCGAACCUUCCGGUUCCGGUUCUGUUCCAGGUCCAAAGUUCUGUUCAUCAAUUUGUUACUUUAUUACAUGCAUUUCUGAUUUCUCUGGGUGUAUUGUUCGUCCAUCUCCAUGGAGACGGCUCUCAGGAUGUUGUUGGCAUGGUGCCCGUUGCCUUGACAACAGAUGUGGUGUCUUCCACAUUAAGCUGCAGACUGACGACCCUCAUGACCCUCAUGACCCUCAUGACCCUCACGACCCUCACGACCCUCAUGACCCUCACGACCCUCACGACCCUCACGACCCUCAUGACCCUCAUGACCCUCACGACCCUCACGACCCUCACGACCCUCAUGACCCUCAUGACCCUCAUGACCCUCAUGACCCUCACGACCCUCAUGACCUCAUGACCCUCACGACCCUCACGACCCUCAUGACCCUCAUGACCCUCAUGACCCUCACGACCCUCACGACCCUCACGACCCUCAUGACCCUCAUGACCCUCACGACCCUCACGACCCUCACGACCCUCACGACCCUCACGACCCUCACGACCCUCACGACCCUCAUGACCCCAAAGAAAUGUCCAGAGCAGAGGAGCGAGUCUGGAGAAACUCCUGGAGGUUUUCCUGGAUUCCCAGAAAUCCAGGCCAGUUUUCCUGUAAACAUCCAGCUUGGAUCGUUCCGGCCGUUUCCUGCUGAGCAGAGAUGGGAUGGCGGCCAAACGUCCCACAGCAGCUGCUGGGAAAAUCAUCUCCACAUUUCAAACCUGCCUCAGCAGCUCCUCGGUGCUGCAGCUCCUCGGUGCUGCAGCUCCUCGGUGCUGCAGCUGAGCUUCUGCUUUAAAACCUGGGUGUUAAUGCUAAAGCGUUAGCUUUCUCUUAUAAGCAGAACUAAGCUAAGCUCUGUUAGCUCUUGGUUGUACAAAUAUGCUCAGUAUUAUAGCUUAGCUUAAUUUCAUUUCCACUCCAUCUGUGAGCUAAAGGUUUCUAAUUUAAUGUUCACAAAAUAUUUAGAGAGCAACGUUUAAUAUUUCACUAGAUUGAAAUUUAGUUUCGUAGCUAAACUGGCCAAUCGUUUACAUUUUACUGUUAAUCAGUCUGAAACACUGACAUUUUAAUUAUGAAUGUAAAAUUGGUCAGGAAGAUUAAUACAAAUGUUUAUAAUUCUUGAGAAGCUAAAGCUAAUUUGUUGUUAGCAUAACAGUAGAGAGCAGCUAAAGGGAAAACAGUCUGCAGACAUUUACAUAUCAAGUCAUGUGCACAAAUAUUCUGUCUUAAUUUAUUUGCUGUUUCCACUGGAAAUAAUCAGAUUUCUGUGUUUUUGUUGCCACUUUGUGCCGCGUCCCAUCAGAACCUGAAACGGGUCUGUUUUAGUUUCAUGUCAUGUUGCCAAAUGUUUUUGAUUUAUGGUGAGAUUUAAAUGAUGAUUAGUUGAGAAAUAAAUAAAGAUGAAUGAAGUCAGA
Poeciliopsis prolifica (blackstripe livebearer) is the source of this 8042-nucleotide messenger RNA. RefSeq names its product PATJ crumbs cell polarity complex component (gene patj). NCBI's taxonomy places the organism in Eukaryota, Metazoa, Chordata, Actinopteri, Cyprinodontiformes, Poeciliidae. The transcript has 47 exons. Bases 337 to 6066 code for a protein of 1909 amino acids. The record is from RefSeq and is a predicted model, not a curated record. Gene Ontology annotation, molecular function: protein binding.